AUGGAGACACUUUUAGAGGAAGUGUCCCGAGCAAGAGAAGCAGUCCUAGAUGCCCACUUUCUCAUUCUGGCUUCCAAUCUGGGCAAAGAGAAAGGAAUGCAGCUGCGCUCUUGUCUCAGCUCAUUCGCUAUGUUAAGAUACGUUGAAGCUCUACUGACAUAUAUAGGUGUAAACCCACUAGAAGCUGAAGAAUUCAUCCGUGACGGAGAGAGUUCUGAUUUGGAAUUCAUCGCCUAUGACUCCUGGACAAUACUGGGAAAAACAGCAGAAAACACCCUUAAUAAAACCCACACGUUCCACUUUCUGUUGGGUUCAACACAAGGAAAGUCCUCUGUGCCAAAGCCUCGAAUUGAUCGUCUGAGAAGAGCCAGUACCAUAGAAGAGCAGUGGGCCUUGCCUGCUCAGUUGAAAUGUAUGGAAGAGUCUCAUCAGGAAGCAACAGAAAAAGAAGUAGAAAGAAUCUUGGGAUUGUUGCAAUCAUAUUUUCGAGAAGAUCCUGAUAUUACAAUGUCCUUUUUUGACUUUGUGGUCGAUCCACAUUCUUUCCCCCAUAGAGUGGAAAACAUCUUCCAUGUCUCCUUCAUUAUACGGGAUGGCUUUGCAAGAAUAAGACUUGACCAAGACCGAUUGCCAAUAAUAGAGCCUGUUAAUAUUAAUGAUGAAAGUGAAGGUAUUAGUCAUCACACCCAAAUGAGGAAUCAAGGAAUUCUAGCUUUGAGUUACCGUGACUGGGAGGAGAUUGUGAAGACCUUUGAGAUUUCUGAGCCUGCAAUUGCUUUGGGUCAGAGCCAGCAGAGGCUAAGUGCUUGAUGCCACUAAAGGAUUCCUCUGGAUUGUGAAAUCCCAAAAGGAACGCAUGUGUUGUACAUAUUGUAUGAUUAAGCAUUUUAAAAGAUAGAUUGUUUUAGCAAAUUGUAGCUUUUGAUAGUUAAUGGGUUUGUCAUAAUUGUCUUUGAUUAAAGGAGAUUCACUGCCAUACAAAUAA
Messenger RNA from Perognathus longimembris pacificus (Pacific pocket mouse), 985 nucleotides. Its product is annotated as non-structural maintenance of chromosomes element 4 homolog A-like. The record is from RefSeq and is a predicted model, not a curated record. Gene Ontology annotation, biological process: DNA repair. NCBI's taxonomy places the organism in Eukaryota, Metazoa, Chordata, Mammalia, Rodentia, Heteromyidae. The coding region runs from base 1 to 810 and encodes 269 amino acids. The transcript has a single exon. Gene Ontology annotation, cellular component: Smc5-Smc6 complex; nucleus.